AUGACUUUGCUCGUCUUUCGUCAACUCCUUGGUCGCUCCGUGGCUGGAAGCUGCACCAUUGCCGCCGAAGAUGAUUUUGGGCCAGUCGUCGAGGGAUGUUUGGACAACUUUGACUUUACGCUUCUAUUCCAAGAAGCUAUCCUCUCCAUAACCCCGAUGGGCGUGACGAUUCUCCUACUGCUUCAUCGUCUUCUGCAUUUGCACAAGCAGCCUCAAAAAGUCUAUUCUGGAGGUUUACUGCAGAGAGCUAAACUGGUUGCAUUCGCCGUCUUCACAACGGUCCAGAUUGCGCUCGUUGCCAUUGCAGCCCUUCCCGGCACCCCGACUACGGCAGCAUCGCUGGCAUGUGCUGUGGUCAACCUGCUCGGGGCGGCCAUCAUGUGGGUUUCAUCUCAUCUGGAGCAUGUGCGCUCGGUCCGGCCGUCUCUGCUUUUGAACGCCUACUUCUUCUUUUCGCUUCUUUUCGAUAUUGUACGGGCGCGGACCCUCUGGGCAAUCUCGCAGAAUGCCGCGUUUGCCAGUGGCUUCUGCGCUUCAAUUGGCUUGAAAGUCGUCUGUUUGGUCCUCGAGGCCGUGGAGAAGCAAAGCAUUCUUCUUCCCGAAUACGCCACGUAUCCGUCUGAAGCCACGGCCGGCUUUUUCAAUCGCAACUUCUUUCUCUGGCUGUGUCCAACGUUGAUCCGUGGCUUCAGCAAAGAGCUGGUCGUUACAGAGCUCGAGGCCAACGACAGGUCACUGGAACCGAAUACCCAUCAGAGCAAGCUCCAGGCGCUCUGGAACAAGUGGAGGAGAUGGAACAAGAAGAUGUCUCACUCGCUUCUCGUGACGUAUGCCGUUCACUUUCGAUGGAAGCUCGCGGCGGCCGUCAUUCCCCGACUCUGUUUGAUCGGCUUCAAAUUUGCGCAACCGUUCCUGGUUCAGUCAGCUGUCGUCUACCUCUCCGAGCUGAAUGGCCAACAUUCGAGAAACUCGGGCUAUGGGCUGAUCGCAGCGUACAUCAUUGUUUAUGUUGGAAUUGCGAUCAGCGGUACGAAAGCACAGCACAAAGCAUUUCGUCUCAUCACAAUGAUCAGAGGAACUCUGAUUAGCCAGAUUUUCGACCAUACCCUCAAACUCAGCACAUCCUCUUUAAACGAGUCCAAAGCCGUUACGCUAAUGAGUUCUGAUAUCGAGAGAAUCGGCACAGGAUUGCGCAACGUGCAUGAAAUUUGGGCUUGCAUCAUUGAGAUAGCACUGGCCAUGUGGUUACUCCAAGGUCAACUCGGAAUAUCGAUUAUCGCGACUGGACUCGUCACUCUAUUCUGCACUGGUGGCGCGGUCUGGGUAGCAAAAGGUGCUGGAGACCGUCAAAGCGUCUGGCUUGAAGCGAUUCAAAGGCGAGUCCAUGCAACGGCAAAUAUGCUGGGCUCGAUGAGGGGCGUCAAGAUGUCCGGCCUCACCAAUGACUUGUCGGCCAAUAUUCGGAAAUUGCGUCUCGAGGAAAUUAGUUCUUCAUACGAGUUCAGAAGAUUGCUUGUCCGCGUCGUGAAUCUAUCUUUCAUGUCAACCGCUCUGACUCCCGUCAUUACGUUCCUCGUCUUUAGCGUUUUGGCCAAAGUCAACAAUUCUCAAACACUGACUCCCGAAAUCCUAUUCCCCGCCUUGACACUGUUUGAACUCCUAGCUUCUCCUGUUUCCGUACUAAUUGAAACCCUUGGAGGUGUCAUGUCGGCGGUCGGUUCCUUCCAGCGAAUCGGCGAGUAUCUCGCGACGGAAGUACACGUUGACAGCAGGAACAACGUCACAUACGAGAAACACGGGUCUUUUGGACUAGAAAUGCCUCCAAUUAUCCCCAGGUCAAUCAUCUCGAUGGGAAGACGGGGGUUAGAAAACUGUGUGGAGGUGUCCAAACUAAGUGUCGGUUAUGGCACCAACGAGGCGCCAGUUUUGAAGGAGCUUAAUUUUGAGAUCAAGACGUCGCAAAUUGCUAUGAUUAUUGGUCCAGUGGGAUGUGGCAAGUCAACAUUGAUUCAUGCAUUACUCGGUGAGAUACCCAAGACUUCCGGCUCCAUCCAUAUAGCCUUUCAAGAGGCGGCGUACUGCAGCCAGACAGCCUGGAUUACGAAUGGGACGGUACGCCAGAAUAUUCUGGGGGAACGGGAGAUGGAUGAAGCCUGGUACAACACUGUCAUCCAUGUGUGCGCCCUAGAUACCGAUCUUGAACAGUUUCAUGGAUCUGAUCUGUCCAUGGUGGGAAGCAAAGGCGUCAGGUUGAGUGGAGGCCAACAGAUGCGUCUGGCGCUUGCAAGAGCACUCUACUCGCGUAAAGCAGUCAUUUUCCUUGACGACAUCUUCAGUGGCUUGGACUCAACGACGGAAGAGAAGAUUUUUGCGCGCCUCUUCGGCCACGACGGCCUCUUCCGGAAACAAAAGACAACAGUCAUCAUGGCAACCAAUGCUGUUCAUCGCCUGUCCUCAGCAGACCACAUCAUUGCCCUCAGCAGCGACGGCCGAGUCCUCGAGCAGGGCAGUUUCGAAGAGUUGCAAGCUACCGGUGCUUACACGCGCGCGCUGGCACCAUCGAAACGCAAGACGGCGUCUGCAGGAGACCCCAUGACGACGCAGAUCAAUACUCAGUUGUCACAUGCAAUAGCCCCGGAGGUUCCAAAAGGCUUGCAAAGACGCACGGGCGAUGGAACAGUGUAUAACUACUACAUAGCCACUUUCGGCUGGUACAAGUGGUCAAUUCUCAUGUUCUUCGCUGCGUGCUACGGUCUAUUGACCGUCUUCCCUCAGGUGUGGGUUAAUUGGUGGGCAACGGCAAACGUGAAGCAGCCGAGUUCACAGCUUGCAUACUAUGUUGGCAUCUACGCCGCCCUUAGCAUUCUGUCUGUUGUAGCGCUAUUUGCAUCUUGCUGGCAUCUCAUCAUCAACUUGGUCCCAAAGACAGCCCUGAAAGUACACGACACUCUACUUCGGACUGUUCUCAAUGCACCCAUGUCCUUUUUCGCCAAGACCGACACUGGCGUCACACUCAACAGAUUCAGCCAGGACCUGGAGCUCAUUGACAUGGAACUCCCUCUGUCAGUCAUCAACACCGUCAUAAUUUUCGCAGUCAUCAUCGCCCAAAGCGUUUUAAUCUGCGUGACUGGCCGCUACGUUGCUGCGGUUCUUCCCUUGUGUGUUGGCAUCGUCUAUGCCGUGCAAAAGUAUUACCUCCGCACGUCGCGGCAGUUGCGGUUACUCGACAUCGAAGCAAAAUCACCUCUAUUUUCACACUUCCUAGAAGCCCUUUCGGGGCUGGCUACCAUUCGCGCGUUUGGCUGGCAGAAUGGAUAUCUCGAGGAGAGCAAGCGCAUCCUCGAGCUGUCACAACGCCCUUACUACAUGUUGUUCUGUGUGCAAAGAUGGCUAGGCUUGGUUCUUGAUCUCAUCGUCACCGGCAUCGCCGUGGUGCUUGUGUCGAUUGGCGUUGAGGCCAAGGGUGUUGUUGACACAGGGCUGAUGGGGCUGGCGCUGGUGAACAUUGUGAGUUUUAGCACGAAUUUGAAGUUCUUGGUGACCAACUGGACAUUGCUGGAAACAUCCAUCGGUGCUGUUUCGCGCGUCCGUAGCUUUGAGCAGGGCACCGAGUCGGAGAACAACGACGAUGGGCGACAAAGACAGCCGCCGAGCGAUUGGCCGAGCGCGGGUGCAAUCACAUUUGAAGGCGUGACGGCGCGGUUUGACGAAUCACUAGAAAAGAAUGUCCUCCGUGACGUGUCCUUGACCAUCAAAGGAGGGCAACGCAUCGGCAUUUGCGGGCGAAGCGGCAGUGGAAAGUCUUCUCUAGUUUCCACUCUGUUCCGCCUCCUGGAUCCCCAUGCCGGCCGCAUCACCAUCGACUCCAUCGACAUUUCCACUCUCGCACGGCAUGAAGUUCGCUCGCGUCUUACCGCCAUUCCCCAAGAACCUUACCUGCUUACAGGGACCAUCCGCGUAAACGUGGAUCCAUUCGGCCGGGCAUCAGAUGAACAGAUAAUCAGAGUGCUCGAGACGGUCGGAUUGUGGAAGUUGGUCCAGGAGAAGGGUGGCCUUGAUGCCGUGAUGACUGAAGGUUCAUUCUCACACGGCCAGCGCCAGCUUGUGUGUCUUGCGCGCGCCAUGACGAGAGAGAGUUGUGUGCUUGUCAUGGAUGAGGCGAGUAGCAGUCUUGACGUCAAAACGGAUGCACUUUUUCAGCAAGUUAUCCGCUCCGAAUUUGCAAAGCACACGAUUAUAGCAGUAGCGCACCGCCUGGACACCGUAGUGGACUUUGAUUACGUUGCUGUGCUAGACGACGGAGUGGUGGUAGAGUUUGAUGCGCCAGAGGAGUUGCUCAAGCGCCCAUCGGCGUUUAGAGAGCUUUACGAAGCACAGAAGGGGGAAACGAUCGAGGAAGAGGAUGAGGAGAUAUCAGAUUCGACUACUGCGAAUGAGAAGUGGGGAUGGAUGUGGGAAUAA
Metarhizium brunneum ARSEF 3297 is the source of this 4461-nucleotide messenger RNA. Its product is annotated as ABC multidrug transporter B. Lineage: Eukaryota; Fungi; Ascomycota; Sordariomycetes; Hypocreales; Clavicipitaceae. Gene Ontology annotation, cellular component: membrane. Gene Ontology annotation, molecular function: ABC-type transporter activity; ATP hydrolysis activity; ATP binding. The record is from RefSeq and is a predicted model, not a curated record. Gene Ontology annotation, biological process: transmembrane transport.